Ziziphus jujuba (common jujube) is the source of this 4348-nucleotide messenger RNA. RefSeq lists its product as uncharacterized. The transcript is spliced from 15 exons. Gene Ontology annotation, biological process: protein ubiquitination. Lineage: Eukaryota; Viridiplantae; Streptophyta; Magnoliopsida; Rosales; Rhamnaceae. The record is from RefSeq and is a predicted model, not a curated record. Bases 175 to 4176 code for a protein of 1333 amino acids. Gene Ontology annotation, molecular function: ubiquitin protein ligase activity.
AAACCAAACGCAGCCUUAAAAUGUUUCCCUCGAAACCCGGAGUGACGAAACUGCCCUCCUUUCGUUGUCUGGUUCUCGUCCGUAUCGCUCCCACAUGCGUAGACACUAGACAAAGAUCAGGCUCUCGUUCUCACUAAUUUUGAUUUGGAGGGACCAAUUCUUUUGGGUGAAUCGAUGGAAGUAGAUUUGAUAACGAGUGGUGUAGCAGAAGAAGAAGCUAUUGAAGUCGAUGAUUUCAGUAAUAAUUUUGGAAAUGUGCAGGAGAAUCCUAAUAUGGAGGGAGAAAGAUGUGGGAUAUGCAUGGAUGUUAUAAUUGACAGAGGGGUUUUGGAUUGCUGUCAGCACUGGUUCUGUUUUGCAUGCAUUGACAAUUGGGCUACCAUUACAAACCUUUGCCCACUUUGCCAGAAUGAAUUCCAGCUGAUCACAUGUGUUCCUGUUGAUUUGAAUAUGAAGGUAUAUGAUACCAUCGGGAGCUGUAAAGUUGAUGAUGAUUCAUAUACCAGAGAUGACGACUGGAGCAUUGAAGGAAAGAAUAACACACUUUCUUUUCCAUCUUACUAUAUAGAUGAAAAUGCAGUUAUCUGCUUGGAUGGAGAUGGUUGCAAAAUUCGAAUUGGUUCAGUAUCAACUGAGGGAGAUCCCAAUCUUGAUACAUCGAUUGCUUGUGAUUCAUGUGAUUUAUGGUAUCAUGCUUUCUGUGUGGGAUUCAAUCCUGAAGGCACAUCUGAGAGUACUUGGUUAUGCCCAAGAUGUAUUGUUGAUGAGGUGCCACAAAAACCAGAUGGGAAUAUAGAACAGAGACCAUCUGGUCCUGAAAAUUUUAAUGAAGAUUGUUCAGUUGAGGAUAUUUAUUCCAGAAAGGUGUCUAUUUCUGUAGCUGAUGCUGGUGAGACAGCUCUUGUAGUCUCAAUGGUAGGAGGAAGUAAAUUGACUGAAGAACUAAGUGACAACAUUCCAUCAACCAUUCAAGUUGACAAGGAACUGAAAACUAAAACAUUUAUAUUGGCUUCUGAAGACAAUAGUCAGACAGUCGCAACACCAUCCAGGGAACAUUCUAAACCUCAACAAGUCAUGGGGGCACAAGAAUUAGAAUUGUCCUUAUCUUGUGAUACAUCCUCCAGUUUUCCUUCGAAUUGUUUGACUUGUAGUGAAGUUAAGACAAAUGCUGAUGAACAAAUGGACUGGCAUAGAAGCUUUGAUUGCGUCAAAAGUUCUUUGGGAAAUGUAGUAAAUGAAUCCCAUAUCAGUAACACUCUAUCUGACAAUAAUUCUGGUAUGGGAGUUCACCUUGGUCUGUCUGUUGGAUCAUUUUUAACUGUUGAUAAAAUGAACUAUAGUGGAACCGACGAUCAAAUGAAUGAAGAUGUGAAGCAGGAUAAGCCUUCAGAAGAAUGUAUAUCUGAAGCUGAUAAAACUGCACCAGAUGCUGAUGAUGAUGCUCCUGAAGUUAUUGGUGUAAAGAGAAAGCAUUUGGAAUGCAGUGUUAGUGAUACUGCCAAUGAGAGUGCUGACGAUGGAGAUGUCAAACCUAAGAUUGAGACUGAAAUUUCUCCAAAGAAAAUAAAAGCUGAGAGGAGGGUUGAAGUGAGUCCAGCUGAGGACCAGGCCGAUAUAUCUGUUUCAGAUGAUUCUCAAAACAGCACCCUGAAAGCAGUUCCAAGAAAUGGCAGGUUGAGGCUUCAUCCUGAAAAGGAGAAUUCCACUUCUGAUAUAAUGAGCAUUGUUGGAGGGACAAGACGUAAACUUUCCAAGAACGUUGGGUGCCCUAGUUCUUCUGAUGAUAAAUCAUCAAAAGAUCAAGAAACUAUGGCUGGUUUGAGAGUGAAAAAGAUCAUGAAGAGAGCUGCUGAGGACAAGGAUUCAUCUAUGGUAGUUCAAGAACUGAGGAAAAAAAUAAGAGAAGCUGUCCGUAACAAACCCACAAAAGAUAUUGGUGAAAACAUUUUUGAUCCAAAGCUUCUGGCUGCCUUUAGGGCUGCUGUUGCUGUACCUACAACUGAACCUGUCAAGACACUGUCUCAUUUGUCCAUGAAGGCAAAAAAGUCAAUGAUGCAGAAGGGGAAGGUACGUGAGAAUCUAACUAAGAAAAUUUAUGCAUCCAAUGGAAGACGAAAACGAGCAUGGGACCGUGAUUGUGAAAUUGAAUUCUGGAAGCAUCGCUGCAUGAGAGCUUCAAAGCCUGAAAAAAUUCAGACUUUGAAGUCGGUUCUUGAUCUUCUAAGAAAUGAAUCUGAUGGAACAGAGACAGAGCAGAGGUCUGAAAAACGGGCAAAUCCGAUUCUUUCCAGGUUAUAUUUAGCAGAUACAUCUGUAUUUCCACGAAAGGAUGACAUCAAGCCGCUCUCAGCUCUUAAAACUUCUAGUGAUUCAGAGAAGAACAGUAAACAAGUCACCAUGGUGGAAAAAUGUGUGAGUUCAUCUCUUGAUAAUCAUACUUCAAGUUCCACACAAACUAAUAAGGUUUCAUCAAAGGUUGGGAUUCCUUCAUCAGAAACUUCUGGGAAAAGGAAAACUGUCCCAAGCUCAAAGGAAAAUUCUGCAACCAGUAAAGUGCAUCUGAACCGUAACCUAGAAGUUUCUUCAGUUUCUUCAUUAGGCAGUUCCAAAUCUAAUGCCAAGAAAGAAACAGCUACUCAAUCUAAGGAUAUUAAAAUCGACAAAAGAAAGUGGGCCCUACAGGUUCUUGCUAGGAAAACAACUGGUGCUGGUGGGAAUGCAACAAAUGAAAAGGAAGAAGACAUCGCGGUGCUUAAAGGAAAUUAUCCUUUGCUAGCUCAACUACCAAUGGACAUGCGGCCAGUUUUAGCUCCCAGCCAUCACAAUAAAAUCCCCUUAUCAGUGAGGCAGGCACAGCUGUACCGCUUGACUGAGCACUUCUUAAGAAAAGCAAACCUUCCUGUCAUUUAUAGAACUGCAGAAACAGAAUUAGCUGUUGCAGAUGCAGUCAAUAUAGAAAAGGGGGUUGCUGAUAGGUCAAACAGCAAGCUAGUAUAUCUGAAUCUAUGUUCCCAGGAGAUAUUGCAUCGUUCAGAAAAUAGCAAGUCCAGUGGAGCCCCUGUGGUGGAUAGCUCAUCACUGUCCGCUGUCUCUGAUGAUAGAUCAGAACAAAAUACAAAUCAAGUAUCAGCUGAUGAUGCAAUCGAGAAAGCAUUGAGAACAGCUGGUCUUUCGUCUGAUUCUCCUCCAAGUAGUCCGGAUCAUCAAAUUGAAGCUCUGGCUAAAGAAGAACCCUCCUCAACAAGUUUAAGAGAGGAAGAACCUGAGAAUGUAUUUGAUAUAGAUUAUAAUCCAGAUUUGGAUAUAUAUGGGGACUUUGACUAUAACUUGGAAGAUGAGGACUAUAUUGGUGCCGGUACUGUGAAAGUCUCUAAGGAACAACAAGAAGGUCUGUCAAAAUUGAAAGUGGUUUUCUCUACGCUUCAAUCUGAAACUGAAAGUACAAGCAAUGCUCUGGAUUUUGGAAAAUCUGAAAAUCUGGGGAAUGCUGAAAUACUACAUACUUCUUCCUGCAUGCUAAAUGAUCAUACUGAAGUAAACUUUAAGAAUUCAACCAUGGAGGGUGGUACUGACAAGUCGUAUCCUCUGGAACCAUUACUUGGUAAAGAAGGUGAAGAUCUUUCUGCUGCAGAAUAUGAAGAACUAUAUGGCCCAGACAAAGAACCCUUGGUGAAUAGAUUUCCAGAAGGAGCGUCAAGUGAGCCCUUUGGAUUGAUUGGUGCAAAAGCUGUUGCAGAAAAUGAAGAUGCUAAGAACUAUGAAAAUCGUGUGCAAAACCAAUCAACAAAAGAAUCUGAAUCAGGACAAGAAAGCAAGAAAGAAUUAUGUGCAACCGGUGCAGAGUCUUCAUCAAACAAUUCUGAAAUGGGUGAGAAUGUUCCACGGAAGGAGAAAAAAUCUAGUGCUGGGACUAACAAGCAGUCUGACAGUUCAAAUUCUAUAUCGAAGAAGGUGGAAGCGUAUGUCAAGGAGCAUAUCAGACCUUUAUGCAAAAGUGGUGUGAUCACAACCGAACAGUAUAGGUGGGCUGUGGCGAAAGCAACUGAUAAAGUUAUGAAGUAUCAUUAUAAAGCCAAGAAUGCAAAUUUUCUCAUCAAAGAAGGUGAGAAGGUGAAGAAACUUGUGGAGCAAUAUGUUGAGGCUGCCAAACAGAAGGAUAAAAGUGACUCUGUUUGAGGACAGCGGUUUCAACUAUCAAAAUACUUCCUUUUCUUAUUCUUCAGAGCUUCUGCUCAUCGGUAAUUGUUGUAUUUUGUAGAUAGUUACAAAUCCAACCCAAAACAUUGUUAAACUGUUUAAGCAUAGGCAUUGUAGAAGUUUAUAAUAAAGAAAAAAAGUUUGUUUGACA